AUGGCCACUUUCAAAUCAUUAGCUAUCUUUUUCUGUUUAAUUUGCGUAUUAAAUUCUCAAGUUAUUUUAAAUCCAAGAUUUGCCUACGCUGGAGCACCAGUUGUAGCAGCACCUGCACCAAUUGUUGCAGCACCAGCUAUUCCAGCUACAGUUCCAGGAAGUGAUGGAAAACAACCACUUGUAAAUAAUGGAAUUGGAUUAUUAACACAAUCUGCUCCUCUUGUUAAUGCCCCACGUGUUACUGCAAUUGCUGGAGUUCCAGCUGCCAUUCCAGUUGUUCCAGCUCCAGUUCCAGCCGCUAUUCCAGUUGCUCCAGCUCCAAUUCCAGCUGCUAUUCCAGUUGCUCCAGCUCCAGUUCCAGCAGCCGUUCCAUUUGCUUCAGUUCCAGCUGCCAUUCCAUUUGGUGCUAGAAUACCUGUUGCCGCUCCUGUUGCAGUUGCUGCUCCAGCUGUCAUUCCAGGAUAUGCUCCAUUUGCCAGAGCUGCUGUAGUUUACGGAUCAAACAAAAGUGCUUAA
Strongyloides ratti is the source of this 516-nucleotide messenger RNA. RefSeq lists its product as hypothetical. The record is from RefSeq and is a predicted model, not a curated record. The coding region runs from base 1 to 516 and encodes 171 amino acids. NCBI's taxonomy places the organism in Eukaryota, Metazoa, Nematoda, Chromadorea, Rhabditida, Strongyloididae. The transcript has 2 exons.